AUGGCCCCCAGUGCGGUGGCAGUGGAAACCGUCACAACUGACUCGCCUACCUAUACACCUGCAGGUGAAUACCGGGGCCCAUCCAAAGUCCAAUUCGACCCCAAGAUUCAUCUCAACUACAUUCCUCCCAAGAGAUCAUAUACAUACUCAGAUCUGGGCAUACCCGCCAAGGGAACAAGCGACCUCGCCACCACCGAACCAUUUCAGCUGGCCACAGACGCCGCUGUUCUUGAACUCCGCCGUGAGCUUCUACAGCCCAACACUCUUAAACGGCGCAUUCACUGGUGGCCACGCUCACCGGCAUGUCUACGUGGCUUCACCAAGGAAGAAGCACCAUUUACACAUGCCUUCUGGACGUCUCCCGAAGUCAUCAAGAUCAUGAGCGAUCUGGCCACGAUCGACCUCGAAGUCUCCCUACCAUAUGAGAUCGGCCAUACGAACGUGCAAUUGGGUUAUGGUGGUCGCGGGGCGCUCAAGGACCUCAGCCUCGAACCCGUUCCGGUUCCCGCUGGCUGGGAGGAAAAGGAAGGCGAAUACGACAACGUCCCUGUCGACAACUGGCACACCGACUCGUUCCCCUACAGCUGCGUCAUGAUGCUCAGCAACACAUCCAAGAUGAUCGGAGGCGAGACCGCUCUUCAGUUACCGGACGGCACGGUCAAAAAACUACGCGGCACAACGCUAGGCUCCGCAAUCCUCAUCCAAGGCCGACAUAUACGCCAUGCCGCCCUGCGUGCCACCGGGACCGGCGAGCGUAUCACGCAGGUCUGCCCCUACCGUGCAGCGCAUCCGAUGCUGCGUGACGAGACAGAAAUCACCAAUUCGCUACAACUCAGCUACUUGAAUGAGCUGUAUGGACAAUUUGCAUUGGAGAGAUUUCGCGUCCUGAAGAGGAAGAGCGAAUACAUGAUUGAGACGCUUGAGAAAGCUAAGAAAGAGGCGUUGGAAAGGGAACCGGAGAAUUAUAAUGCGGUGUUCAUGGAUAGAGACGAGACGAAGAAAAUGAUGAAGGAGAUGAUUUGGUAUCUUCAGGUGGGCAUCGGGCAGUUGGGCUUCGAUAAGGAGAAUGGUGAGAAAAUUGGGGAGUAG
Messenger RNA from Rhinocladiella mackenziei CBS 650.93, 1089 nucleotides. RefSeq lists its product as uncharacterized. Lineage: Eukaryota; Fungi; Ascomycota; Eurotiomycetes; Chaetothyriales; Herpotrichiellaceae. The transcript has a single exon. The record is from RefSeq and is a predicted model, not a curated record. Bases 1 to 1089 code for a protein of 362 amino acids.